GCAUGGUUGAAUAUUGCUGACAGCAGCAGCAUUAGGGAGAGUAACAGAAAGUUGGUGGGCAUCAGAGGUUCUAGCCAGCAUGUCUGCCAACAUAAAGGUGGACCUGAGUCGCCAUGUGGGGGUUUCCCUUGGUCUGGCAGCAACAGCAGGGUUUGCAAUGGGUUAUUGCUUGUCCAGAGUCCUCUCUGCAAGCGGCAGGGCCAGCAAGGACUGCAGCCACAGCGAUGAUGCCUCAUCAGUUCUUGAUACGCCACGCACCAACGGCUCAAGCGAGGCAGAUCUGCAGAGACUUAGGAUCCAGUCAAUUCAGCAAGAUUAUCAGGAAGGGGCUUCACGGAAUGGGUCUGACAUGGAAUUGGGCGAAGACUUCCUUGUAUUGGCGCUCUUGGUCCGGAUGGACCUCCAGCUGAGUGCAGGCGCCACAGCAAAGCACUGCAGCACAGCUUGCUUGGGCCAGUUUAAGAAAUUGUACAAGAUAAAGAGCGUGGAGCUGCGACAAUGGGAAUUGACAAAUAGCAGGAAGUGGACGCUUGGAGUGAGCAGCGAGGGAGCCAUGUUGGACAUUCAGGCAGCAGCACGUAAAAGAGGCAUACCAACAAGGACGGUGGUUGAUGAGAGGUCAUUGAAAACAGUUCUGGCGCUUGGCCCUGCACCAGCCUGUGACCUGAAACCUCUACUGUUGCACCUGAAGGAAUUGUGAAGACUUGGAAUAUAAUGCUGGGAAUGUUCUUGCAAGGCCACGUCCCAGAUAGUUUAAAAAGAGCAGCCUGGAUCAGUCUCUGCUCACGUGGGAGAAUUACGAAUCUACUGAUGCCCGAUGUUGAGCUGUCAGCCACUAUUCUAUUUUCGCAAUUGUGUGAGUGUUGCUGCAUUGCUGUGUUGAGAACUGUGCACUGGGCAGCACUGCUGCAAGUAUGAAGCAUCCUGCAGCAGCAAGUUGGCUCCAUAUGGAGGGAUACGUCUUAUGUGUUGUGAGCCGCCCAGGAGCUGAGCACUGAGCAUGUUUAGAGCGUAUUUUGAGCAGCGGCACCAAAUAUGCAUGCUAUACAAUAAGUAUAGGUAUAAAUACUGAGGACCGUGCCCACGGUUGAUUGGGUUUUGCUUGGAUCUGGCGAGUCCAACAAGGGGUAGGAUCGUGCAGCCUUUAAUCGCAGCUUGUCUGCAGGACGUACCUUGCCUUUUGACAGGAAAAGCUUGUAAUAAUGAUGACAAU
This is a messenger RNA of Coccomyxa subellipsoidea C-169, 1213 nucleotides long. RefSeq names its product peptidyl-tRNA hydrolase II. The record is from RefSeq and is a predicted model, not a curated record. Bases 80 to 700 code for a protein of 206 amino acids. The transcript has 4 exons. NCBI's taxonomy places the organism in Eukaryota, Viridiplantae, Chlorophyta, Trebouxiophyceae, Coccomyxaceae. Gene Ontology annotation, molecular function: peptidyl-tRNA hydrolase activity. Gene Ontology annotation, cellular component: cytosol; mitochondrion.